Molecule: messenger RNA, 2212 nt
Organism: Seriola aureovittata
Lineage: Eukaryota; Metazoa; Chordata; Actinopteri; Carangiformes; Carangidae
Product: vang-like protein 1
Exons: 9
Coding region: 383-2011 (542 amino acids)
Biological process (GO): multicellular organism development
Cellular component (GO): plasma membrane
Source: RefSeq, a predicted model, not a curated record
CACUUGGAGUGGAUUGUACCUCCAUGCUGCCUUCCUCUCCUCUCUCUGGUCCUGCUUAUCACAAUGGCCAGGCUCGUAUGAGGGAGCUGCCUCUCAGUUCACUACAGUCUCGCCUCACAGCAGCAGCCGCAGCAGCUCCAGCGUCGGCAGACUCACACCGAGGCGCAAGUGAGGGAAUAUGACACACAUCUGAGGAAAGAGGUCAAUGUGGCUACUAAAGCAGCUCUCUGGGGUAGUAGUCAGCCAUCGUGGAUUCCUGAGGCUCGUCUCUAUAGCAACCCAUUCCUCCUCCUGAGCAUUGCUGCCAACUUACCCUCUCUGCCACGCGACGACUCUCUCCUCAUCCCCCCUGCCCAAUCACCGCCUCUGACCUGCGUUUGGAAUGGACACUGAGUCGACCCACUCGGGCUACUCCUAUCACUCCAGCCGCUCCGGGAGAUCAAACCGACAUGGGGAUCGAAGCCGUGAGCGGCACAAGGCCAGCAGCAGCAAAGACAGCAGUCGCUCUGAGAGGUCUGUUGUCAUCAACCCCCCCGACACACCAUCCCAGGACUCCCCUGUUCACAACGGAGAGCCGCUGCCCGGAGAACCCACACCAGCGGUAGAUCCUGGCGAUGAAGCCCAGGAUGAUAACUGGGGCGAAACCACCACCGCAGUGACAGGCACCUCAGAGCUGAGUGUUUCCCAGGAGGAAGUGGUUGGACUGGGGAAGGGAAUACAGGACAGGACCCAAGGCUUCCGUCGCUAUCUUCCCCUAGCUGUGGGCUCAUGUGUGGGGCUGCUGGUGCUGGCGACGCCCCUGGUCUUCUUGCUUCUUCCAGCUGUAAUGUGGCCCGACAGACUGCAGGCUUGUGGUGCAGCCUGCGAGGGCCUCUUCCUCUCCAUCUCCUUCAAGCUGCUCAUCCUCCUAGUGGCCAUUUGGGCCUUGUUUCUCCGACCGGGUCGCGCCAGCCUGCCCAGGGUGUGCGUGUACCGUGCCUUCCUCACUACACUCACGCUCCUGCUCACCAUGUCUUAUUGGCUCUUCUAUGGAGUCCGGAUCCUCGAUGCACAGGAUGAGGACUACCAUGGUAUCGUCCAGUUUGCGGUGUCCCUCGUGGACUCCCAGCUGUUUGUCCACUACCUGGCCGUGGUGCUGCUGGAGCUCCGCCAGCUCCAGCCCUGCUACAGCGUGUGUGUCAUCCGCUCCACAGACGGGGAAACACGUCACUACAACAUAGGACAGCUCAGCAUUCAGAGGGCUGCUCUGUCCAUUUUGGAGUAUUACUACAGAGAUUUUCCACUCCAUAACCCAGCACUUCUCUCUGCCUCGAAGCACCGGGCUGCCAAACACCUGGCCGGGUUAAAGGUCUACAACGUGGACGCCCCAGGGAACGCGGCAGGGGCUCAGCCUGGUAAUGGGAAUCAGUCACGGGCAAUGGUUACAGCUGCCGCCAAACGCAAAGACAGCGCCCACAAUGAGCUGUACUACGAGGAGGCCGACUACGAGAGAAGAGUCCGCAAACGUAGAGCCAGGCUUGUGGUUGCUGUAGAAGAGGCCUUCACUCACGUCCGGCGGAUGAAGAAAGAGGAUGAGCGUGCGGCCCCCUCUGACAUUAUGGAUGUGCGUGAAGCUGCUCUGGCAAUAUUUCCCUCUAUGGCACGUGCCCUGCAGAAGUACCUCCGCACAACCAGGAGGCAGCACUGCCACAGCAUGGAGAGCAUCCAGAAGCACUUGGCUUUCUGCCUCGUCAAUAACAUGAGCCCAAAGGCCUUCCUCGAGGCCUACCUGGCCCCUGGUCCCACCCUGCAGUACGGCCCCGAGCGCUGGAUGGCUGAUCAGUGGACUUUGGUCAGCGAGGCUUCUGUCACCAAUGGUGUAAAGGAGGGGUCAGAGUUCCUGCUGAGGUGUCUGGACUUUAACUUAGCCGUUACCGUCAAGAGCAUCCCUUACAUCCGACUGACUGAGGAGUACAUCGACCCCAAGUCUCAUAAGUUUAUACUGCUGCUUCAAUCAGAAACCUCAGUUUAACAGACCGAGCGGACGAGUGCUGCUGAUCUGGACUUGCAGGGCUGUUAGGAUUAUCUGACUGAAUUUUUCACACAAAAAAAAGCUUUUUGUACUGUUUUUUGUACUUAAGUUUAUGUUAUUUUCUCACAUAGAGUAUCUUCGUGACCAUGUCGUUGUCCCGGGAGACACGAAAGACAAUAAAAGACAGAAAAUAGGAGGGAA